AAAUUACACACAGAAGGGAAAAUAAUUUUUUUUACUUUUGAACGUGCGCAUAUAGAGCAGUCUUAAAUUAACUUUUACACUGAAUAGUACGGUCUACAAUGUAUUCAAGUAAUUCUACGCAAGUAAUCGCUGAUUUUUUUAAACAACCCUGCUAUAGAGUAAACAUUCUAACUUUGAGAAUAUGCGGGCUUUGGCCAUAUCAGUCAAAAUUUGAGGGUAAAUUACUGCGUUUCCUAUGGGCAUUUUUCGUUUCAUCUCAAAUGAUACCACAAAUAUGUGUUUGCAUAACCGAUUUUGGAAUGGAUACUUUAACGUCAACUAUUCCGCCAUUCACUGUCGCUAUUAUUGCUGGUGCCAAAAUGAUCAUAAGUACUUUAAAAGUUAAUCAGAUAAUAGAAUUAUUGGUAACCAUACAAAAAGAUUGGAGUAAAUUAAAAUCGGAAACUGAAUGUGACAUUAUGAAAAAACAUUUGGAUCAAGGAAAGAAAUUGACUCUUUUUAUAUCAAUGUGGUAUUAUAAUUCGAUGGUCGUAUUUCUUUUAUUACCGAUGAGGCCAAAAGUUAUGACGUGGUUGGGGUUAUCACAAGGACCGGCUGAUUUUGAUUUUCCGUAUCCAGUUAAUUAUGGAGUUAAUCACGAUAAAUAUUUUUAUGCUAUAGAAACGCAUAUAAGUUUUUGUUCGACGCUUGUUAUUACAACAAUUAUAGCUGCUGACACGCUUUUUAUUGUUUUUGUUCAGCACAUAUGCGGAGUUUUUGAGAUAAUAAGUUAUCGAUUAGAAAAUUUGGUGAGUUCGAGUAAUUUGGAUAUCGAUCUACAUCCAAACAAAAUUAAUGAUAGAGCAUUUUGGGUAAUUUCGGAUUGUAUAAAAAAACACAACAAGGCGAUUCAAUUUGCAGAAUUACUUGAAAAUUCAUAUUGUUGGAUUUUUUUCAUAAGUGUGGGUUUAGAAACACUGCUUAUGACAUUUUCAGGUGUACAGCUAGUAUCACAAAUGGGUAAUAUUGAUGGAUUAUUUCGUUACGGACCAUUUGCAUUCGGUCAGCUAGUUCACGUUUUUAUUGAAAAUGCAAUUUCACAACAAUUAAUAAAUUACAGUGGUGAAAUCAAUGAUGCAAUAAGUAUGAUAAAAUGGUACACUCUGUCAAUGAGAUCACGAAAACUAUUAACUUUUAUGAUUAUGAGAAGCCAAGUAAUCUGUUCUGUAUCAGCAGGAAAAAUGAUUAUUAUGUCGAUGGAAACGUUCGGAAUGAUUCUCAAAACAACAAUGUCUUAUUUCACAAUAUUGAGUUCAAUGCAAGACGAAUAAAAAUUAAAAACUUUAUUUAUGAUUAACAAUAAAAAAAAACCCAAUUAUAGGGCACUGAUUUUUUGUUUAAGUGUUAAAUAAUUGAGCAUGAACAAAAUGAAAUUUUGUCUACUCUUUUUUUAUUUUUAUAAAAUAAAAUAGCGAGGAUUUCAAAAGAAUUAUACAAGCAUACAAGUUUAAGUAUACGAUUAUCAAUAUUUACACAUGUUUCUAUACUGAAUAAUCAUGCAAGUAAAAGAUUUUCAAAAAUAGAUAAUACUACUCUAUGUUGUCAAUGCGAUACUCAACAUUUUAUUAUUUGUAUGGAAACCAAACUAAAUUUGUACCUAUACUAUUAUGAUCUCUCAAUAAAUUUAGCAAUGAUAAUACACGAAAAGU
This is a messenger RNA of Microplitis mediator, 1688 nucleotides long. Its product is annotated as odorant receptor 13a-like. NCBI's taxonomy places the organism in Eukaryota, Metazoa, Arthropoda, Insecta, Hymenoptera, Braconidae. The record is from RefSeq and is a predicted model, not a curated record. Gene Ontology annotation, cellular component: plasma membrane. Gene Ontology annotation, molecular function: olfactory receptor activity; odorant binding. The coding region runs from base 99 to 1310 and encodes 403 amino acids. Gene Ontology annotation, biological process: detection of chemical stimulus involved in sensory perception of smell; sensory perception of smell. The transcript is spliced from 9 exons.